Molecule: messenger RNA, 411 nt
Organism: Penicillium coprophilum
Lineage: Eukaryota; Fungi; Ascomycota; Eurotiomycetes; Eurotiales; Aspergillaceae
Product: GFA family protein
Exons: 3
Coding region: 1-411 (136 amino acids)
Molecular function (GO): carbon-sulfur lyase activity
Source: RefSeq, a predicted model, not a curated record
AUGCCUCUCUCCGGACACUGUCUCUGCAAAGCCGUCACAUACACUGUGGACGUUGAAGCCCCUUUAGUCACUGGCUAUGAUCACUGCGACGACUGCCAGCGCCAGAGUGGCUCGACCUACUCUCUAGUCGCUGUUGUCCCCAAGGACAAGCUGACUGUUAAAGGCCCCAUCAAGAGCUGGGCUGGCAAGGGUUCCUCUGGUCACGCUGUCCACCGCGUGUUUUGCUCUGAGUGUGGUUCCCCCAUCGCCCACGACCCUGAUGCCGCUCCCGAGAUCAUUGCGAUCAAGGCCGGCACCUUGGAUACCGAGAUUAAGAAGAACUUGAAGCCUGACACCGAGAUCUGGACCGUCAGCAAGCUUCCUUUCUGCCAGGAAUCCCUUGCUCACCCAUUCAAGCAUAUGCCGGAGUAA